Molecule: messenger RNA, 383 nt
Organism: Nylanderia fulva
Lineage: Eukaryota; Metazoa; Arthropoda; Insecta; Hymenoptera; Formicidae
Gene: lin-52
Product: DREAM core complex component lin-52
Biological process (GO): regulation of DNA-templated transcription
Cellular component (GO): DRM complex
Source: RefSeq, a predicted model, not a curated record
UUCUUUUCAUUUCGACGAACAAUUAUGGCCACUGAAGAAGAGCCUGUGGAUCAACCGGAUUUGUGUGCCAUAGAGGAGAGUCUAAUGAGUUUUGAGAAACUGGACAGAGCAUCUCCCGAUUUAUGGCCUGAACAAACGAGCAAUGAAGUUCCAGGUGUGCAUGAGUUUGUUGCUCAAAAUUCACCGCAGACAGAGCCAUGUUUUUGGACUGCGAAUUUUACAGCGGACGACAUAAGUCAAUUGCAUCAACUGGGUAAUUUAACAAUGACCGGGCUUAUCUCGGAAGUGAAAAAACUGCACGAUUUAGCUUAUCAGCUGGGUCUAGAAGAGGCUAAGGAAAUGACGCGCGGCAAAUAUUUGAAUAUAUUUAAACAUAAAUAAUA